AUGUUGAACAUCCAACCAACUCAAAGCAUUGUAAAUAAUCAACCAAAGUCUGAUCAAAAAAAGCAAAAACCAGCUGACUUACUCAAAGAAUUUUAUGAUAAGACUGGAAAUAGAAAUUAA
Molecule: messenger RNA, 120 nt
Organism: Dictyostelium discoideum AX4
Lineage: Eukaryota; Evosea; Eumycetozoa; Dictyosteliales; Dictyosteliaceae
Exons: 1
Coding region: 1-120 (39 amino acids)
Source: RefSeq, a predicted model, not a curated record